AUGAGCCAAGAGAUCAGUCAGGUAAGUAUGCGAUGCGAAGACAGGAUGUUCCCUUUGAGAAAAUGCUAGGAGGGUUGGUUGCUCACAAGGUUCAGACCAGACCGUGUUGGAUUAGGUUCCGCAUGGAGCUAGUUAAAAUUUCAUCUAAAAAAAAGUGUAUACCUUUUAUAUGGAAUUAAAUGUAUUAUCAAGGUCCGAGAGCUUCUUGAGUAGUGUCCAGGCCGUUUCUGAUUCAAAGCAUCUAACAGAGUUAAAUCACUUUCUGAGCUUCGGUUGUAUCACCUCGUUAUUAGGUUGCUCACCAGAAAAUGCAACUUUUUUGUCCAUAAGGUGGUUGUUUACGCAUUUUGCCUCGUACCUUCACAUUUACGAUCAACCUCUAUUGUAGCCUACCAGCAAACCAACAAAACACCAUAGUCUGAGCCACGACUAAAACUACUUGAAUAUGAUUUACCCCCCUCACCCUCUUCUUCGUUCCCGUUUUGUUUUUCAUUCCUUGGCUCAGAAUUUUCGAUGACUGUCGACGGCGCUGGUUCUGGUUCCAGCCAGGUUUGUCCCUCUCUCUCUCUCUCAUUCUCUCUAGCCAUACGUGUGCAGGCAGGAAAAAUAUUCCAAAAAAUUAGAUAUCCUUUUUGUUCGUCCGGGGGGCACUUUUUAUUAAAAGCCAAGAAAUUUUUUUCUCGCUACUCCUUCCUAUUUUCUAAGACUCGCCCUCUUACAAAUCUUGGUUCUUGGAAUGGAAGCGGAUAGCAAAUUCUCCAGUUUUGAUGGAUUCUGAUUCCGACCUUGAAUCAAGACUAGGAAAUGAUUGGAAUUGUUGGAGGCAAGCCCCGUCUUUUAAGUAGGAUCCGUGAAUUCGGUUGCCAAUAUGCGUGGAAUUAUUAAUGUACUCCUCACCGCAUAUAUUAUAUUUUUUGGCGCCGUCGUCGUCGCGCCGCUAUUGUCCGCAUGUUCGCUCUCUCGCAUCUCCACACUCCCCACCCUUUUUUGUACUUAUUCGGUGGGAUCUAAGACGGCUCGUUAGGAGCAGAAGAGUUAUGCAUACAAAAUGAUACUGACAGCACUUUUCCUUGUCACACUCCACGACGUAUCAGAAAUGUCCGUGAGUGUCAGUCAGUUAUAUUGUAGAAUUCUGAUUUCUCAUGGAUUUUCGUGUUUUCAGAGAUAUAAUAUCUGACGGCUCUUCUUUUUUAUUUAUGAUAGACAGCUAGCAGACGUCUAUGAUUGAGGCUCUUGUCACAAUUUUUCCAAAAGUUUUGUGCGUGUUUUUUUUUCAAAGAAAAGAAUUAGAGCUAAAAGAUGAUAGGAGGGGGGGGGGGUGUUGUAGAAGAUUUGUCGUAGAGAGUUUGUGCUUCGCCAACAGACGUGUCAAAGUACUGAGGACGUGUGUCGACGAGUAGAAGGGGGAUCGUAUUGCAAUGAUGAGAGAAGAAAAUGAGAAAAUGAGAGUGUGUGAAACGUUCUAACGCACUUCACUUCUUAGCCUACUUGUCACAUUUUGCGUGUCCUGGCUUUUCCUAAGGCUCAAGGCUCGAUAUGUACAGAAAUCAUUCAGAUUUCGUCCAGGUCAGUUGAAAGAGGAAGAGAGAGAGAGAGAGAGAGAGAAAACGCGUUUUGAUUCAUUCCCACAAAGUACCUCCUGGGAAAACGCCUCUGUCUGAGCAUUGUUGUUGCCUUUAAGUACUUGCUGAUAAUAAUUUUAUAUAUUUCUUGUUUUCGAUUAAUCAAGUUAAAUCUGUUUUAAUACUUAAUAUCUUGAUGAGAAAUUUCCGGUGAACGGCCCGGAACCCUGAAAUUUUAAGAGGAAAUGGGCUGAUAUAAAACGUCUAGUCGCGAGCACUCCGCACAACUUCCAAUUCUGUCUCACUGAAUUUAUUCGACCGUGCUAAAAUCAAUCAUUUUUGGUAGAAAAAGAGAGAAGCGAAGAUUCUCUGCACAACGGACGUACUUUAAUCAUUCGUCGCUAACCAAAAAGGAGUUGUUUGGUCGAUUACUAUUAUGUAUUUUUCUAAUAUUGUAUCCAUACCCACGUGUCUAGCAGACAACUCCAAAUUCAAGGUGGGAGUGACCUUUUCGAAAUUGGUUGGACCUACUCUAAAAUGAUGUCAUGUCAAAUCUGGUUAAUAAUUUAUUUGUUUAGAAAAAAUUCGGAAUGAAGUGUAGAGAUUUUUUGUGGGGGGAAGAGGAAAUGCUUAUUCCCUGUUCCCAACCAAUUUCCGGUCUAACAAGCGCUAACACAAUGCAUGGGAUAGACUUUGGGAUGUUCCUCUUCUUCUCAUUUUCUGAAAAAACUUUUCAGUUUUUGAUCUCGCCGGAAUCAGUUAGUGUUUCUACCCAUCUCACCAGUAAAAGUUGCACGUAGCAGGAGCAACAAAAAAUCAUGAAAAUUUGACUCGAGUUCCUUUUCCGCAUCCAAAAAUAGUCGGUAAAUUAGUAGAGAACCCCCCUCACGCGUUUCCUAACCCUCACUCCUCUUUGGAUUUAGACUAAGACUAAGUAAAAAGGAAAGUAAAAGCAUUAAAAUUAAAGGGACCUUCCUUCCCCUUCCAUCUUUUUCGGUAACUCAAAGCUUCCUCUUUUUCUAUCUAUUUAUUCCUUUUGGGCUUAAAAAUGAUAUAUGAAAAGCUAUCCAUUUGAAGUGCCUUUUGGCUUAGGUCUGUAAUGGAAUAGAGAAAAAAUAAAGCCACUACCACAUCACCCCCUCCCGCUCCAAACCAAGUCCGGCCCACACAUUUUCGUUCAAGCUCAACUUGUUUCAUUCAUUCAGGAAAUGGUGUUACGAGCCAUCGACUCAAUUCGUGAUAGUGUUAUGAACGCGUCGGCGGCCGUGAGCACAACCACAGUGCCAAUCUUGGAAGCGCCCAUGACCUCCAUGAAACCACCGUCGAUCAUUCCCACAGUGGAAUUGGUUUUAGGAACAAUCACUUAUCUGGUGAGUCAUAUUUUUUUGACGUCAUUUCUGGCGUUCGAACCAAUUGUGCCAAAAAAGUUGUGCUGUUUUGGAGAAAAACUCGAAAGCAAUAGCAAAGCAUCCGCUAAAACCUAAUUUUUGCAGGUCAUCAUCGCAAUGACGGUCGUUGGAAACACGCUCGUCGUGGUUGCUGUGUUCAGUUAUCGGCCGCUGAAAAAAGUGCAGAACUAUUUUCUCGUCUCCCUAGCUGCUUCCGAUCUGGCCGUCGCGAUAUUUGUUAUGCCACUACAUGUUGUGACUUUUUUAGCUGGUUAGUUGAUUCUUUGUCUUUCUCUCUCUCUCUCUCUCUCUCUCUCUCUCUAUCUUUCUCUCUCUCUUUCUUUCUUGCUACGAGAAAGACAAAUUUUUGGCGGAAAAAGCUAUCUAACAGCCGGAAUCCAGUUGUCUGAUCUGUUUCUUCAAAUGACGCGGAGAAUGUGCGGCGAAUAAAAGGAACUUGUGAUUGCGUGAGCACUUUUGGACAAUCGUGCGCUUAAGUACUGCGGAUGGGGUGGCCCCAAGGAUUAGGGACAUCAGAAUGACCAACAUUGGAGGGGGCAGCUAGUUUAGCACAGGAUUUUUCGCAACCAGGAUUUCUGAUAAGCGUUUUUACGCCGUCGGAUUGCAAGAGUGGAGUGUCUCAAUAAAUUUUUAGGAAACCGAUAGCAACGAGUCAGUAGAACAAAUUCAAUUCUUCGUCAAAAUUUUGCAGUUACAACUAUAUCAAAACGUUUCAGGAGGAAAAUGGUUACUUGGAGUGACGGUCUGUCAAUUUUUCACGACAGCUGAUAUCCUCCUUUGCACAUCUUCCAUUCUGAAUCUUUGUGCGAUUGCAAUUGACAGGUACUUCCUCAAUCUAACCAAAAAUUGAUGAAAUAUGUAUUUUUUUGCAGAUAUUGGGCUAUCCACAAUCCAAUCAAUUAUGCACAAAAACGCACGACCAAAUUCGUUUGCAUGGUUAUUGCCAUUGUAUGUUUUGUUUUUUGGUGGAGGAUCUCUUCCUUUUCCCCUCCUCUGUGUACUCGUUUGAGUCAUUCCUCACUAGAUAGAGAUAAUUACCUUCAUUUGUUAUGGAAAUGUAGUGGAGGGGGAAAAGAGAAAAUCGUCGUAGAAAUGAAGGCAAUUUCUGCCUUCUUCUCCUUCUUCUUCUCCUUCUUCGUCAUUGAUGAGAAGAGACAACAUUGAUGAUGCAGAUGCUCUUCUGAGAAUGAAAAGGGGAUCUUGUGAUUUUUGCAGGUCUGGGUGCUCUCCAUGCUUAUUUCGGUGCCACCGAUCAUCGGAUGGAAUAACUGGCAGGAGAACAUGAUGGAAGACAGUUGUGGUCUUUCCACGGAAAAGUAUUUGAACCCCGCCCCGAACCCAAGCUCCUUUCAACAAAACUUUCAGAGCUUUCGUGGUGUUUUCUGCGGCCGGCUCGUUCUUCCUGCCCCUUCUAGUCAUGGUCGUUGUUUAUGUGAAGAUAUUCAUUAGCGCUCGACAACGAAUUCGCACAAAUCGAGGUUUGUGUGUGAGAAAGAAACUUUUGGAAACAAAGAGAGUGGGAAAAGGGAAAGCUUAAUCCGGUUUACACUGCAACCACCAAAUUUUGCUCCAGCUGCUAAUGCUGGUCGUGGUAGCAGCCCGAUUCUCACUGAACAAAGUACAUUAAAUAACCGAAAACCGGAAAGAACAAGGGAAAAAAAGAGACAAAACGAAUAACUGAUGGAAUGAAAGAUGAACUUAAUACCAACUAUUGAAGAUGAUUGGUCACAAAUCAGAAAUGACUCACAAGCUCAAAAAGUUGGAAAUAGAGGGGCCUAAAGAGAGUAGAAGUUAUGGAUCUUGUAAAAGGUUUCAGUUUGGAAGCCCAACGAAACUUCUGGGACUCUAUACUCUCUUUCCGGUUUUUGAACGUUGAAUGAACAUUAUUCAAGGAACAGUCAUUAAUAAUGCAGCAGUCGAGAUGUUUUAGUAGAGAUCGUUCUAUUUACCUUCAAGCUUUCAGGACGAAGUGCUCUGAUGCGAAUCCAAAAUGCCGAGGGAGACGACGACUACCGCAAAAUGUCAAUGAAACGAGCAUCCGUGGAAUCAGCACGAACAUCAAGCCGGGUAGGAGAGAAAACUCCGUUGGUGGUCGCUGACGGACAUACGACUGUAACUACUCUUGCCACGCAAUCUGUUAGUGAACCGACCGGAACGGUAUUUUUGUGCAAGCGCAUCCGUGUCGCAUUAGCCUCAGUUCUACAUGUCACCGAAUGAUCAACUAGACAAUGCGUAUUCUGCACGUUAGAAAGCUUGAUGAGCAUACUCGUAAUUGUAAUCAUCACCGAUACCACUAACACUAACACUACAGUCAAUGUUCGUUUACAUCACGCUGAUUAUCUAGAAUAUGUAUAUAUUGUGAAUUUUUGUGUUUAGACCGAUGGAGGCAGUCUUCCAAGAGAUGAGACCACAAAGCAUAUGAAGUAUCACAACAACGGCUCCUGCAAAGUGAAAGUGAAGGAUGUUGCUAAAGAAGAUGAUGAAGUAGGAAUGGGUCACCCCUUGUUAGAGCUCCUUAGAUAAUGCACCGGGCUUAGCAUAACUAAAAAUAACUAAAAAAGAAAUAGCUACCAUCAAAAGACGUUUUUUCAGAACCCCACAGCAGUCCUUCGAAAGCGAGAAAAGAUCAGUGUGGCUAAAGAAAAACGAGCAGCAAAGACCAUUGCCGUCAUCAUCUUUGUGUUCUCCUUCUGCUGGCUGCCUUUUUUUUGCGCAUACGUCAUUCGGCCUUUCUGUGAAACUUGCAAGCUUCACGCAAAGGUAAGGUUCACGGCCGCGAAAAUGUCAAGGUGUAAUUCGAUCAAUCUUCAGGUCGAACAAGCUUUCACGUGGUUGGGGUACAUCAACUCGUCACUCAACCCCUUUCUCUACGGCAUUUUGAAUCUGGAAUUCCGUAGAGCGUUCAAGAAGAUUCUCUGCCCGAAAGCGGUUUUAGAGCAGAGGAGACGACGAAUGAGUGCUCAACCAUAG
This is a messenger RNA of Caenorhabditis sp. 36 PRJEB53466, 5941 nucleotides long. NCBI's taxonomy places the organism in Eukaryota, Metazoa, Nematoda, Chromadorea, Rhabditida, Rhabditidae. The record is from the annotation of a GenBank genome assembly.